AUAAUAAAGGACAGCAAGCCUUAUAGUUUCAGCAGGUAACUCAGCUGCUCUUGGUGUGUUGGACAACUUUUGGCGUGAACAAGGAGACACUUCCCAUCCUGUCUCCAUUGACGUGAGGUUCUGGGGGGGAUACAGGUGACCCCGGAGAUGCUGAAGGCCCCAAGGAGCCUGCACUGAGCAGAGUCUGCUCACCUUCUUCCUCCUUCCAGCGGGGAAACAAAAAUUCAAAUAAUGUGCCUGAAAUGUUUGAGGCCUUUUUGCGAUGUAGCCUGCUUUAACAUGGCUUGGCAGCAAAAGCGAGGCGAAUUACGGGUCACGUCUUACACUUGGUACCCCGGGCGCUGCCUGAAGCCUUUUCCCGGUGCCGGGCAGCGUUCCCGGGCGCGGGCGCUCACGAGGGCGAGCGGACGCCGGCGGGCCGGGAGGGGGCGGUGCCACCGCUCGUGGUGAAAGCCCCGCGGGCCCUGGCAGCCGUGCCCCGCUCCUGCCCUCGCACCCCCUGAUCCCACAUUCCGCCCUGCUGCUGACGCCGCCUCCUGCUCGGGCAGACCCGGGACGUGCCUCCCCCGCCCGCGGCGAGCCGCGAAAGGGACCGCGAAGGGAGCCGCGAGCCGCCGGCACGGCUAGCUGCCGGGAGAGGGAUCGGGACUGGAAUUCGUGUGAGAGGUACCAAAACGUGGUGCUGAAGUGGAGAGGGGUCGAAGGAAGGCUCCGUAACUCCCGCUCGCUUUUGGUGUGGUGGCUCCCGGCUGCGCGCGGCCUCCGGGAGCUCCUGCCCACGUGCGCCUGCGGGCCCCGCUGCGGUUCGCGCGCUCCGGCUUUGCCUUAGGGUUAAACCCUUGGGGCAGUGCUCCGGCCAGUUAAAAAACUUAAAGUAAAGUCAGAGAGAAGCUGUUGCAGCUGUUGGUUCCAGCAACAUGGAGAAUAAUAGCAGCUUGAAGUUCCGUCAGCAGCUUUUCCUUAUUAGUGAAAAUCUGGUGACUGAAGAUGUAGCAGCUUUAAAAUUUCUCUGUACUGACUUGCUCCACCUCAGUAAACUAGAAGGUGUGAAGUUAGCAACAGACAUCUUCAGGCUCCUUAUGGCUCAAGAAUAUCUGAAUGCAGAAGAUACUUUCCUACUAGCUGAGCUCUUAUAUAGAAUUAGAUGUCACUCCUUGCUCAAGAAAAUUGGUUACACCAAGGAGAAAGUACAAGAACAUCUGAGUGAGAAGGGAAGAAUAUCUCCAUACAGGCAGAUGCUGUAUGAAUUGGCAGAGAACAUCACCAGUGAGAUGUUGAAGGAAAUAAUUUUCCUCCUGCGAAACCAUCUUCCAAAGGGACGGAUAAUUCUUUCUGCUUUGGAUUUGCUGACUUUAUUGGAAAAGCAGGGCCUUUUAACUACAGACAAUGUAAAGAUACUGGAGGACGUCUGUAUGACCGUUUCACCUGAUCUCCUGGAGACAAUAAACUGCUACAAAAAGGGAAAAGAUAACAAGACAGCUAAUUUUACACAAGGCUUCCCUGAGCUAAACCUGGAGCUGCAUGGAGAAUUCAGCAAUGUAAAAAAUGAAUCCAAGACUGAAAGAUUGAAAAGCUACAAAAUGGAUGGGCCACACAGAGGAUUUUGUCUCAUUAUAAAUAAUGUUAACUUCAGUAGUUCUCAGAGGAUGGGUUCUUGCAAAGAUGCUGAGCAACUGGAGAGAGUGUUCACAUGGCUUGGUCUGGAUGUGAUGACUUCCACAGAUCUGACAUCUGGGGAGAUAAUAAAUCUCAUGAAAACUUGGCAGCAUAAGCAAGAUCACGAAGACAGGAACUGUUUUAUAUGUUGUAUUCUAUCUCAUGGAAAGUCAGGAGCAAUCUGUGGGACAGAUGACAGACCUGUGUCAAUCCGCACGCUUAUGUCCCACUUCACUGCCAAGCAGUGUCCCCAGCUGGCUGCAAAACCCAAACUCUUCUUUAUCCAAGCAUGCCAGGGUAACAAGAUACAAGAUCCUGUCUAUGUUAAUACUGAUGGACCUACUCCUGACUUGUCUUCCAUGCAAGAGAGCGUUUCUCUUUCUGAAAGUAUUCCCGAGGAGGCUGAUUUCCUCCUAGGCAUGGCCACAGUUGAUGGAUGUGUCGCUUUCCGGCACAUUGAAGAGGGCAGUUGGUAUAUUCAGGCCCUCUGCAGCAAACUACAAUUGUUGGUACCAAGGGGUGAAGAUAUUUUGUCAAUUCUUACACAAGUUAAUGAAGAUGUGGCCAGACGUGAUAGCCCUUCAGGGAAAAAGAAGCAAAUGCCCCAACCAGCAUAUACCUUAAGAAGAAAAUUUAUAUUCCCAAUACCAAUGGCCCCUCCUCCUUCAGAGCAACAUCAAUGCUUUUAAUACACAUCAUUUUUUCAUCUCAUUUAAAUGCAGUUCAUCACAUUACCUGUUUUAAGACAACCAAAACCCUGAUAAUCUGUUAGCUUUGAUGCAAGGCCUUAUAAAUUUUUUGUCAAACAGACUGUGAAACUGGAGGAGACACAAUUAAAACAAUCAAUGUGCCAGCUAUUUACAUCAUCUCUAUAUUCAGAAUUAUCAGUGUUGGAAAAACCACACUGUUUAACUCACGUUAAACAUUUUUGUACCUGCACAGGCUGCAGAUACUAUAGGUUUUUCCUCGCAGCAUAGGGAUUGCAUGUAAGCUUUCAUAUUUAAACCAGGAUUGUUAAUGGUCUGGUUUAGACUCAUCAUGUUUUAUUUUGCAGGCUAAAAAUUUUAAAUCCUGUUUCUAAAUCCACUACCUAUGUUCAUAGAGAGAAAAAAGUAGGAAUAAAGAGACAAAGCCUUGGGUAGUAAAUGGAAAAGCAUUUCUUCAAUCUCUAAUGAAAAUUACAUUUAACUUAAUAAAGAACCAGUUUCCAACUGAAAUCAGCAAUUUCUUCCAGUUUCCUCAAAUGGCUAGCUUCAUGUACAAUGAAGUUUUCCAAAACUGAGUAAAGCCAAAAUGCUGCUUAUUAUUCCCUCUGUGAAACCUUGUGAACUGUUAUUUCCCCAUCACUUCUGAGAAAAUUUAUGGUAGAAGAUUUGCAUGCUGUGAUAUACACCAGUCAGAUUAACUUUGUUAAGCAUUACAUUUUUGAAUUAUAAUUUGUUGGUUUAACAUCUAAAAUGCAGCCAAUUUGUGAAGGCUUCUGUGGACUAAGCUGCUGACAGAAUUUUGUGAUUUAACUGAAAUAAUGCCUGUUAUUUUGUUAUGAACACUUAUUCCAUAUGCCUGUGUCUUUCCUGUUUAAUGUUUACUGCAUUAAAUUCAUACUUUUUAAGA
Taeniopygia guttata (zebra finch) is the source of this 3270-nucleotide messenger RNA. Its product is annotated as caspase-10. Gene Ontology annotation, molecular function: protein binding; cysteine-type endopeptidase activity. Gene Ontology annotation, biological process: regulation of apoptotic process; proteolysis. Lineage: Eukaryota; Metazoa; Chordata; Aves; Passeriformes; Estrildidae. The record is from RefSeq and is a predicted model, not a curated record.